Molecule: messenger RNA, 558 nt
Organism: Diuraphis noxia (Russian wheat aphid)
Lineage: Eukaryota; Metazoa; Arthropoda; Insecta; Hemiptera; Aphididae
Product: zinc finger MYM-type protein 1-like
Source: RefSeq, a predicted model, not a curated record
AUGCCAAUAGAAAGUUUGAUUGAAAAACUUUUAGUUUUCAAACAACAUAGAAUUAUUAUUGGUAUUUUGUCUUACCCUAUGACCAAAUUUGGAAAUCAAAAACGCAGUUUUAAUGYUUCAUAUUUUAUCAAACAUGAUUGGUUAGAAUACAGCAUACAAAAUGAUGCUUUAUAUUGCUUUCCGUGUCGUAACUUUGGUGCCAACGAUAAUGUCGAUAAUGAAGGAGUAUUUUCAAAAACUGGCUUUAGAAAUUGGAAAAAAUUGAGUGGGUCUAGAGGUGUCACAGGACAAAAACAGACCAAGCUUAAAGCUCAUUCUGGUACAAAAAGUCAUCUUACUUGUGUUGCUAAAUGGUUAGGACAUAAGAAUACUGAAACCAUUGGUAGUGUGCAUACACAAUUAUCAACACAACAUAAAUUAGAGGUUGAAGCUAAUAAAAGUUAUAUAAAAACAUUAAUUGAUAUCACAUUAUAUUUAAGUUGCCAAGGGCUACCAUUUAGAGGCCAUGACGAGUCAACUGAUUCACUUAAUAAAGGGAAUUUCAAGGAAGCAUGUUAA